Neopsephotus bourkii (Bourke's parrot) is the source of this 1391-nucleotide messenger RNA. It is a transcript of the gene PROKR1, whose product is annotated as prokineticin receptor 1. NCBI's taxonomy places the organism in Eukaryota, Metazoa, Chordata, Aves, Psittaciformes, Psittacidae. The transcript is spliced from 2 exons. Gene Ontology annotation, cellular component: membrane. The record is from RefSeq and is a predicted model, not a curated record. The coding region runs from base 178 to 1371 and encodes 397 amino acids. Gene Ontology annotation, molecular function: neuropeptide Y receptor activity. Gene Ontology annotation, biological process: neuropeptide signaling pathway.
GAGAUAAAUGAGGCUGUUGCUCUACGAUCUUAUGGGGACAAACACAAGGUGACUCACUGCUCAGAAGGAAAGUUUGGAUGAGGUCUCUUGCCUGCCAGUGUUGUACCCUGCCACACUCGGUAAUUCCAAUACGAAACCAAGGGCCAGCCAAGCCACGUAUGCCAUAACAAGACAGCCAUGGCCAUGGAGCAAGCUGAACAUAACUCAAAUGCCACCGUUAACACUAACUUUGCUGCAAUCUACAAUCUCCAUGAUGGGGAUUUAACCUCCUUGAGAAACUUCUCCUUCCCCUUCAAUUUCAGCUACAGUGAUUAUGACCUGCCACUGGACAGUGAAGAUGACAUGACCAAAACCAGAACCUUCUUCGCAGCUAAGAUUGUGAUCGGGGUGGCUCUGGUUGGUAUCAUGCUGGUCUGUGGCAUUGGCAACUUCAUCUUCAUUGCUGCUCUUGCCCGCUACAAGAAGCUGCGAAACCUCACCAACUUGCUGAUUGCCAACCUGGCCAUCUCCGACUUCAUUGUGGCCAUCGUGUGCUGUCCCUUCGAGAUGGACUAUUAUGUGGUGAGACAGCUGUCCUGGGAGCAUGGCCACAUCCUCUGUGCCUCAGUCAACUACCUACGGACAGUCUCCCUCUAUGUUUCUACCAAUGCUCUCCUGGCUAUUGCUGUUGACAGGUAUCUGGCCAUUGUUCAUCCACUGAAACCACGCAUGAAUUAUCAAACAGCAACCUUCCUAAUCGCCUUGGUCUGGAUCGUCUCCAUACUUGUAGCUAUCCCAUCUGCAUACUUUGCUACUGAAACAGUGUUAUUUAUAGUGAAAAACCAAAGGAAAAUUUUCUGUGGUCAAAUUUGGCCAAUUGACCAGCAGAUGUACUACAAAUCAUACUUCCUUUUCAUCUUUGGCAUUGAGUUUGUUGCACCUGUGAUUACGAUGACUUUGUGUUAUGCCAGGAUCUCUCGAGAGCUUUGGUUUAAAACCGUUCCAGGAUUUCAGACAGAACAGAUCAGAAAGAGGCUUCGAUGCAGAAGAAAAACUGUUAUGGUACUGAUGUGCAUCCUGACUGCCUAUGUUCUCUGCUGGGCACCUUUCUAUGGCUUCACAAUUGUCCGUGACUUUUUCCCCACCAUCUUUGUGAAAGAGAAGCAUUAUCUUACUGCUUUUUACAUAGUUCAAUGCAUUGCUAUGAGUAACAGCAUGAUAAACACCAUGUGUUUUGUAACUGUAAAAAAUAACACCAUGAAGUAUUUCAAGAAGAUCAUGUUGCUCAGAUGGAGAUCAACAUACAGUGGAAGCAAAUCUAGCACAGAUUUAGACCUGAGAACAAGUGCAAUGCCAGUCACAGAAGAAGUAGACUGCAUAAAACUGAAAUAAAUUUUCUGCCAUUAUAAUCU